Messenger RNA from Nicotiana tabacum (common tobacco), 1790 nucleotides. The record is from RefSeq and is a predicted model, not a curated record. NCBI's taxonomy places the organism in Eukaryota, Viridiplantae, Streptophyta, Magnoliopsida, Solanales, Solanaceae.
AAAGAAUAUCCUUUAUUUGAAAUUAAGUACUUUCACACAAUUACUUUUGUCCUAUAUAAUAUAUGUGUGUGAAUUUAUUAGUAGCUUUUUUGCAGCAAAAAUCAAUUCAAAAGUUUGGUGGGGUUCAAGUGGUUGGUCUUUCCCAAGAAUAAAUUUUGGAUCUUUUUUGGGACUGAUUUCAACAAAAGGUCAACUUUAUUGAAAUUCAAGGGGUAAUUUGUUUCUCCUAAUCUGAUCAAUUUUAUAGCAUAAACUGAGGAGUAGGGUUGAUCUUGAAAUGGAUUUGGUGUAGAAAAGUGAAUGCUUUUUUGGGUUUACAUUUUUUUUUUCCUACGCGAAUUGGAGCAAUAAAGUGCUGAAUCUCGGUCGUUCGUGGCAGCAAGGCCACUUGCAAUAUCUCGUCUGAGUUUGCAUUGAUUGUUGAAUCUUGGAAAGAGAAGGAGGAGGUUGAGGAUGGCAGUUCCAUGGAGUAUGACACUGUGGGUGGCUAAGAUGGUGUGGGUGGCAUUGAGUGGUUGGGUAGUCUCUUGCUUGACUAUUGCAGAUGAGGUUGCUGGCUCUAUUCGAAGUGGCGAUAUUGGUCCUUUUCAUGUUGGUUGAGUGGUAUUUGUACAGCAAAAUAGGGUCCAUCAUGUUGUGGUUUGUUCCUAUCAAUAUGUGGGGUCAUUUGUGGAUAGUCUUUCUUUCCUUUUAAUUGUUCUUUUUGGUUUUCAUUUUGUGAAUUGUUGCUUGGUUCUCACAGAUUUUGUAUAUAUCUGGAUAAAUAUCAUUUACAGCAGUUCAAUUAAUUGUUCUUCACUGUUCUUGCUUGAUGAAUGUGGUUUCCAGAGGAGCCUAAUAAUCUGAGGUCACAGUGGCUUGAUAGGGCUUAAGCUUCAGAUACCAAUGUGUUCAGCUCUUUGCAGCUUCCGCUUAGCUCCUAAUCUGUGAAUAUUGCUGUUCGGCCAAAUGAUUCAUUUCUUGCCGAUUUCUGCGCUAAAAUAGAUAGCUUUGGAUAUGAUAAGAACACUGUAAUGUAUUUCCUCUCAGUUAACUCUUUUACCGCACUUAUACCUGCAUCUUGUACGUAAAAUGCAGCCAUAAUUCUGCUGUGCUAUUAUUUCUAUACAUUGAACUGCUAUGAUAAGAUUACAAUUUGAGAUUCUUGUGCUUCUGAUAUGGAGGAAAAUGUUUUCCGUUGUGAAAUCACUUUUUGGGUGAUUUUCGAGUGUUUGGUUGGGUAUGAAAACAGUUGGUGUCUGGUAACUGUCAAGGUGUAGGAUACGGUAUGAAGAUUAUGCUUUCGUGAAAUUUUUGUGUAUUAAAGGAUGACAACAAUGUCUAACUUUUGAUUGAUACAAGUGAGAUUGAAUAAGAUUUUGAGAUAUUUGUAGAGGGAAAUGACUUCCACCUAUGAGUGCCGGAAGUCAUUUUCUCCAUUUUGUGAGAAGACAUUGUCCUUGAGGAAAACAUUUUCCAGGAAUACAUUCAUUGCACUUUUCAUCAUGCCAAACAUUAUCUGUGACUAGAAUGCAGCUGCAAUUAGCUUGACUUGUUACUUGUUUUCUGAAUUACUGAUAGAGCGGUCUCUGAUACUUGUUGGAAGCAUUCUGGUUGUAUUGAGGAUAAUAAUGCAGCCUUGUAACUGAUUUGGCUAGGCUUGUGUUUUUUCGGGUUGUACUCUGUGCUAAGAGGGCUCUCAAGUUUAUAGUGGUCAUAAUGAUUUUAAGUUGGUAAAGGUUUAUGACUAAAUCUGGUGAUUCUACCAGAGUGGCCUGUAUAGACUCAAUAAGAAAAUUCUCCCUACUUAA